Molecule: messenger RNA, 1618 nt
Organism: Paramacrobiotus metropolitanus
Lineage: Eukaryota; Metazoa; Tardigrada; Eutardigrada; Parachela; Macrobiotidae
Exons: 1
Coding region: 67-1371 (434 amino acids)
Molecular function (GO): UDP-glycosyltransferase activity
Source: RefSeq, a predicted model, not a curated record
UGAUCACAUCGCCAUGCCUGCAGAUUUCUCAUUGAUCUGAAUUACUGCCAUACAUUCCACCAAAAAAUGUCAAAUCCACGAAAACAUUUCGUGUUGGUUGCGUUUCCAGCAUUCGGGCACAUCAUCCCUACAUUAGAACUGGCCAAGAAAAUUGUUCAUUUUCAUGAUGUAACGUUUGUUGUAUCCGCUGUGAAACUCUCCGUCAUCCGCGAGCGAAAUUUAAUGCCGCCACUAAGUGAGUACCCCAUCACCUUCCUUCCCUUGGAAGACGGACUAACACCGGAAAACGACAAAAAUGUCAGCGCUGGCCAGCUGAGUGUUAUCGCCAAUGCCUCAAACGAAGCGUUGCGGAAAUUAUACGCCACGGUCGCGGCGGACUUUGUCAUUGCGGAUUUCCCGAUUGCGGCGUCUCUGGAUGCGUGUCAUGCACGGAACAUUGCCACCGGUGUCUUCCACACCGCGUCGGCGGCAGCGUUGUGCAAUAAACUAGCGGUUACCGAAACCACGGUGACGAUUCCGGAUGAACAGUUUCUGCAUCCUCGCAACGGGAACGCGGAUAUCGGGGCGCACGGAAUUCCCGAAUCGAUGAAACAAAAUAAUCUGAGCAUUCAAGCCGCAAUGAAAAACACACAAGCAAUUAUCCUGAACUCCAUACGUGAACUGGAACCACAGGCUAUCAAUUUUCUUGCCGGUCAUCGUGUUACGAAAGAUAAAGAUGUUUUAUUUGUCGGACCGCUGUUUCCUGUUGACACCGACUCGGACGACACUGUAGUGCAGUGGCUCGACAAACAAGCGUAUCGCAACGUUGUUUAUGUGUCAUUUGGCAGUCUAUUGAUUGACUUCCCAGCGAAACAAUUAACCGAAAUCUGGAUGACGCUGAUAUCGUUGAAUCGACCGUUUCUCUGGGUUUUGAAAGAACGUGAAGAAACCUGUUUGAAGGCACUGAAUCUCCCGGAAACCGACACGGAUCAUUUGAUUGUCCGUUGGGCUCCACAGAAACUUGUCUUAACGCAUCCGGCCACGGCGAUCUUCGUGUCGCACUGCGGAUGGAAUAGUACGAUGGAGAGUGUGUGGGGCGGAGUUCCAGUAGUAGCCUGGCCUAUGGCGGCGGACCAACACCAGAACAGUCAGUUUCUGGUGGAUUCAGGCGUUGCAUUGAAGAUCCCAAACACCAGCAUGUUGUUUGAGAGGGUGAUUAGUACGCAGCAGAUUGGGCAGCGGGUGCUGGAGUUGACCGGAUGGUCCAAUGGGCCGUAUGGGAGCGAGUUCACUCGAUGUUGCGGGAUUAUGAAGGAACAGGCGCGCGCUGCGGUAGCGGCAGGUGGAAGUUCGGAUAACGAGUUUAAGAAGCUGGUCGGAAGUUCUCCGUAGCUUAUGUUUUAGCAGUUUGCCUGGUGGCGGCUCUUGCAUCCUCAGGAUGUUUUGUUAUUGCUAGGACUUAAAUAAUACCGUAACACCACCUCGAUAUUUCGUUUACAAAUAGUAAUAACAAAGCACAUUAUAAUUGCGCGUUACAUAAUGUACAUCUACCGGCAAAUUUUUAUUUACUCUUGGGAGCAAAUAUACAGUAUACUACAGUUUCCCAUCGAUUCCUCAGAAAAUUGAGAAUAAAAGUGAU